This is a messenger RNA of Amaranthus tricolor (Joseph's coat), 847 nucleotides long. RefSeq lists its product as uncharacterized. Gene Ontology annotation, molecular function: RNA binding. Lineage: Eukaryota; Viridiplantae; Streptophyta; Magnoliopsida; Caryophyllales; Amaranthaceae. Gene Ontology annotation, biological process: maturation of SSU-rRNA; ribosome biogenesis; mRNA splicing, via spliceosome. The transcript is spliced from 5 exons. The record is from RefSeq and is a predicted model, not a curated record. Bases 155 to 535 code for a protein of 126 amino acids. Gene Ontology annotation, cellular component: U4/U6 x U5 tri-snRNP complex; small-subunit processome; box C/D methylation guide snoRNP complex.
UAUAUUUUAUUUUACCAAAAAAAUACCUAAAACCCUCCAAUAAAUCUCAACUUUUUCGAUUGUUCCCCUUUCUUAAACCCUUUUCAGCUCAAUUGUUUUCUAGGAGAAAAACCCUAGCCCGAUUCUCUCACUCAUUAUUGUUCCUUCGGCCACCAUGGAAGCAGUAAACCCAAAAGCAUACCCAUUGGCUGAUGCCCAAUUGACAAUAACAAUCAUGGAUCUUGUUCAACAAGCUGCCAAUUACAAACAGCUCAAAAAGGGGGCUAACGAAGCUACAAAAACGUUGAACAGGGGUAUUUCUGAAUUUGUUGUUAUGGCUGCUGAUGCUCAGCCCUUGGAGAUUCUCCUUCAUCUUCCUUUGUUAGCUGAAGACAAGAAUGUUCCUUAUGUGUUUGUGCCCUCUAAACAAGCACUAGGCCGUGCAUGUGGAGUUACAAGGCCAGUAAUUGCCUGUUCGGUGACUUCUAACGAAGGGAGUCAAUUGAAAUCACAAAUUCAACAACUCAAGGACGCAAUUGAAAAGCUCUUGAUUUGAGAAGUUAUUGGAUGCCUGUUCGGAGUGAUGGGCCUCUUGGAUUGUAAAAGUCUACUCCUUGGAGGCUUUGACUGAUGAAUUGUUGUGCAACUAUGGUAGAGGUUUUAUUUUUUCAUUGUCUCUUUAUUCGCUAGUUUCGGUAAUUGAUCAUUGUUUUGGAAAACUUUAAUUUUGCUGUGAGCUUAUUUUUAUAGUCUAGUCUAUUGUUGGUGGUAAUCUAUAAAAAACCUUGUGACUUGUUUAUUCAUCCCAUUCCGCGCCACAUUUUUGUUAGUUUAUUUGUUUGGAUAAAUUUCUUAUGCUCUGUUGAGA